Scophthalmus maximus (turbot) is the source of this 8585-nucleotide messenger RNA. It is a transcript of the gene ptpn13, whose product is annotated as protein tyrosine phosphatase non-receptor type 13. NCBI's taxonomy places the organism in Eukaryota, Metazoa, Chordata, Actinopteri, Pleuronectiformes, Scophthalmidae. Gene Ontology annotation, cellular component: nucleus; cytoskeleton; cytoplasm. Gene Ontology annotation, biological process: peptidyl-tyrosine dephosphorylation. Gene Ontology annotation, molecular function: protein tyrosine phosphatase activity; phosphatidylinositol 3-kinase regulatory subunit binding. The record is from RefSeq and is a predicted model, not a curated record. The transcript has 49 exons. Bases 308 to 8047 code for a protein of 2579 amino acids.
AGGGGUUAUCCUGCGUUCGGCUCAACGCUGUGCAGUGGCCGUCAAACACCACUUUGUCGGCAGUUUCUGAAGGAGAGAUAAAAUAUUCUUUAAAUAUAUAUAUAUAUAUAUUUUAUUUUUGUUCACUCUGUGGAAGUAGCCCCGGUUCUUUCUCCGGAGCCGCCGCCGCGGUAAACCUGUUGCCGUGUCGGAGCCGGGAUGUCGCUUCUUUGUGGACGGGACGGCGCCCGCUCCCGCUCGUGUGCGCACCCGUAGCCUCGCCGGACGUGAGUGUGAGUGGGUAGCCUCUCCCCGGUGGCCUGGGAAGAUGCAUGUGUCUCUGGCAGAAGCCCUGGAGGUUCGAGGAGGUCCGCUCCAGGAGGAGGAGGUGUGGGCGGUGCUUAGCCAAAGUGCAGAGAGCCUCCAAGAACUCUUUCACAAAGAACCUGCAGCCAUGGGCUUCAUCAUCUCUCCCUGGUCCCUCCUGCUCAUGCCCUCUGGCAACAUCUCAUUCACGGACGAGUAUGUCACGCAGCAGGACUUGAGAGCAUUCACGGCUCCGGAGGUCCUGGAGGGGAUUUCCUUGACUUCGGUCUCUGACAUAGAGAAGAUGCACAUGUACUCCCUGGGGAUGACCCUGUUCUGGGGAGCGGACUACGAGAUCCCCCAAAGUCAGCCUAUGAAGCUGGGGGAACACCUGAACAGCCUGCUCCUCAACAUGUGCGAUGAUGUUACAUUAAGUCGAAUGUCGUUGCGCACGGUGCUGGACAUCUGCAGCAAGCACAUCCGAAACUCCACCUGUGACCCUCCCUUCUCCUACAUCAGGAAGCUGGUCCGGUUGGUACUUGGCAGCCUUUCCCAGCUGGACGGUCUGCUGACUGAUCGAGAGUCUCUCCCGGAGAGGAGUAAGGAGAUUCGAGAGAGGCUGAGGGGCAAAGGUUUACCUUUGGGGAGGAGCGCCGCCCCCAGGGUUCUGGAGCGCUAUCGAGCCAGGACUCAGGAGCAGACGUCUCUCAACCGGGGCCUCAGUCGUUCCAUGGGCUCCCUGCCAAUCCAGGGCCUGCUGAAGGGGGACGAGGGAGCGGCCCUGCAGUAUAACCUGUCUGACUAUCACCACAACCCCACAGAACUUUACUCCAAGCCCCCCUCACUUCAGCACCAGCACUCCUACCCCUACCUGCACCCACUUCACCCACAGCAAAAAGGCCGGCCAGUGGAACUGGACAGGAGGUCCUUACCAUUCCAUGGUGGGGACCUGGGCAUCAGUCAAGCCAGGAAGACCUGGGCUUCCUCUGUGGACUUGGCAUACAUUGACCCAGAGGCUCUUCGUUUUGGGGCAUUGGAGGAUGCACGGAGGGGCAGCAGUGCCCUAAGUACCCACUCUAUAGGCAGGCUCAAAUCGCCCUUGCGUCCGCCCAGGGAGAAGGAUUCUUCCUACCCCGAGUUUGGUGGGCUGAAGAGCAGGAAGCCUCAUCACUUCUCAGACAUGUCUGUGGGCUCAGGCCUUCCCGGCGCUUAUGACAGGAUCAAGGAGAGACAGAGGAAACUUCAGGUGCUGAGGCAAGCAGUAGAUGAGCCGGUCCACACCCACCAGAGGUACCACAGUGAUUACAGCUCAUCCAGUGAAAGCCCUUCAGUGACCUCCUCGGAUCCAGACUACAGACAAGCUAAGAAACCGAGCGAGGCGAGGCGGUACGGCUCCCAGCUUGCGCUUUCCUCCGAACACGACGCCCUGUCGUUGACGAGUCACAACGCACACAGGCACAGGCAGUAUGAAGCUGCAGAUGAAGGCCUGGCUGGAGCCGAGCUGCUCCUCCAGAAGCAGGAGGAGGAGGUGCAGCGGCUCCAGGCCCACCUGGCCAGCAGGCUGUCCAGGGCCAACCUCUACCCCACAGACGAUCCCUUGGCCGCAUCACGCGCCUCAAUGCUCGACCUCCGAGACCCCCUCUACACUUCUUCUGUAACACUCCGCAAACCCAAGAACUUCCACGGGCCUGAAUUUGUCAAGAUGGCCAGCGAGCCGUGUGUUGCCUUAUCAGUUCCCUCUUCAAUAAUGAAACGUGGGAAGGUGGACGAGGUGCAGAGGAAGGUGGGUGUGGUGCUGCUGAAUGGACAAAAGCUGGAGCUGAGUUGUGACAUCAAGGCGGUGUGUAAGGACGUUCUUGACAUGGUGGUCGCCCACAUCGGGCUUGUUGAGCACCACCUCUUCGGCCUCGCAUACCUCAGAGAGAGUGAGUUUUUCUUCGCCGAUCUCGAUGCCAAACUUUCCAAAGUGGCCCCAGAGGGAUGGAAGGAGGAUCCCAAGAAGAAGAAAUCUGACGUGCCUUUCAACCUUUUCUUACGCAUCAAAUUCUUCCUGGAGGAUGUCAGCCUCAUACAGCAUGCCAUGACCAAACAUCAGUACUACCUACAGCUGAGGAAGGAUAUCUUGGAGGAAAGGAUGCGCUGUGACACAGAAAAUGCCAUGCUACUUGCUUCACUGGCACUGCAGGCUGAAUUCAGUGAUUACCAACCAGAGCUUCAUGGGAAAACCUAUUUCCGACUGGAGCACUACCUGCCGGUGUCCCUCCUGGAUAAGGUGGACCAGGCGACCGUCAAGGAGGAGCUGCCAAAACUCCACAGCAACUACUACGGAGCGUCUGAGACGGAGUCCGAGUUUGAAUUCCUCAAGGUGAGCCAGAGGCUGCCGGAGUACGGCGUUCACUUCCACCGGGUGCUUCCUGAGAAGAGGUCUCAGACGGGCAUCAUGCUGGGUGUCUUCUCAAAGGGGGUCCUCAUCUUUGAAGUCCUUAACGGAAACCGUACCCCUGUGCUAAGGUUCCCCUGGAGGGAUACACGAAAGAUUUCCUUUCUAAAAAAGAAGAUUUGCCUGCAAAACACCUCAGACGGGAUUAAGCACCUGUUCCAGACAGACAGCAACAAGACGUGUCAGUAUCUGCUACAGCUCUCGUCAGAUCAGCACAAGUUCCACCUGCAGAUGAAGGCCCGACAAAACAACCAGGAGCUUCAGGACCUGGAGAACUGCCCCCUGAGCAUUCUACAGUAUUCCCUCGACCCCCGGAGUGGAGACUCCGUGGGAAGGACGGUGAGCUCGGGCAGCCUGGCCCCCACCUUAUCGACGCGAUCCAACCCAGACCACCUGAAGAGGAUCUCGUACUCAGAGGUGGCCCUCAACAAGGCACCGACGGGCCCCAUUUUACUCCAAGACGAACUCCGCUUUCCCGGCUUCAAUCCAGCGGGCUCCGCGGUCCUUACCAAUCCGCGAAUAAUGAGCCGCUCCCACCACAACCUUGGACAGAUGCCGGAAUCUGCAGAGCAGCGGGUGGCAGACUCUUAUCGUGGAGAGUCAAACAGCAGCGGCCUGAGUCAGCCACAGCAAAACCAAGUGGCCUCGCACUUCCAGCAGCACCAGCGAGCCAGUUCAGACACGGACUCACUGAUACACCAACAGGACAAGUCUUUCGCUACAGCGUCCUACAGCAGCCCAGCCUGGAGCCGCAGCAGGUCCAAAAAAGAAUCGGACUCUUCUUCGAUAGAGGACAGUGGGCAAGCAUAUGUAGAAGGGGUCAGUAUGCACAGCUCCUCCGGCCCACCCUCCACCCCAGCCUCUGUUAACGAUUCACUCAAAAAAAAGCUCAAUGCCUUACCAUCUCCAGAGAGAGACAUCACAACUGUCAACUUGAAGAAAGACGUGAAAUAUGGCCUGGGGUUCCAGGUUGUAGGAGGGGAGAACUCUGGUCGUAUGGAUCUUGGUACCAUCAUUAGCUCCAUCACUCCUGGGGGUCCUGCUGAUGUCAAUGGCUUCCUCAGACCUGGUGACCGUCUGAUCUCUGUGAAUGAAGUAAACCUAGAAGGGCUCUCUCAUGCUUCCACGCUGGAAGUCCUUCAGAGCGCUCCUGAUGACGUCACUCUGGUGGUGUCACAGCCCAAAGAGAGUCUCUACAAAGAUUCCUCUUCAGGCUAUGUCCCCUACCAGGCCAAGUCGUCACUGAAGGCACUUAAUUCUGGCCAGAAAGGAGAACUAGACUUUGAUACGUCGUCAGAGGAGCACAUGGGAACAGGAAACCCCAGCUCUCCUGUCCACAGCGCUGACCCACCGUCAGCUGCCACGUCCACAGUACGCCAGCAAACCAGCAUCAGUUCUCAGGACUCCAGGUCGAGCAGUUUCACUAAAAUCAGCCAGCCGCCAGUUAAUGGAGUUCAGCAGUGCCUGGAGAGAGUCACAACUGCUGCCUCAGCUGCUGCGUCCAAUGCCCAACAUCACGGACCAGAACCUGACAUGGAUUUGGAUCCCAUGCCACCGGCGCUGCCACCCAAAACUCGAAAAGCUAAAGUGUCAGAAGCUCCCAAAGUGUCUGAGCACUCUGACUGGGGGGAUUCAGACAUGGACGACGAGACCUGUUCAAGUAGUCAAGAGAAACUCAAAGUCAAAAAGGAACACAUCCUGGAAAAUUUAAAUGGUAAUGCCCCAGGUGUCAAUAGUCUCCGUCCAGGAGAACUGUUUGACAUUGAGCUGUCGAAAAAAGACAGCAGCCUGGGCAUAAGUGUCACGGUACUGUUCGGCAAGGGGGGAGUCAACACAACCGUUCGACAUGGAGGCAUCUAUGUCAAAGCCAUCAUACCGAAAGGUGCAGCUGAGCUCGAUGGAAGGAUACAGAAAGGUGACCGUGUGGUGGCCGUCAAUGGCAGAAGUCUGGAGGGAGCCACUCAUCAGCAGGCAGUAGAGGCGCUGAGAGACACUGGGCAGACGGUGCACUUGUUGCUGGAGAAGGGUCACCCGCCGGCAGACAGGGUCCACGCUCCCCUCACACCUCAGCGCACGCCGCCAAGUGCUGGCAGGAGCCGAGACCAGGGCAAGAACAGGGGGCAGCCGAAGGAGGUCAAAGAAAAACCAGAGUACAGCUUCAUCACGCGAGAUAAUGUGUUUGAGGUGUGUCUGCUGAAGAACACGUCGGGGCUGGGCUUCAGUUUUAGUCGAGAGGAGAACAUUCCAGACGAAUCCCCUGGGACCAGCAUGGUGCGGGUUAAAAAGCUGUUUCCUGGUCAACCAGCCGCUGAGAGCGGUCGCAUUAAUGUGGGCGACGUCAUCAUGCGGGUCAAUCAAACAGCCCUCAAAGGACUUUCGCAACAUGAGGUGAUAUCAGCCUUAAGAGGAACCGGUCAGGAGGUGACUUUGCUCCUCUGUAGACCUGAACACGGUAUUCUUCCUGAGAUGGACACUUCAGCUUUGACACCCAUGCCAUCGCCCCGAAAGGAGGCGGUGACCCAAGUAGAGCCCAGCCUGAGCACAGGCAGGACCACAUCCCCUCCAGUUCCCCAGACCCAGAGGAAUCAGGGAGCGGUGGAGGAGGCCCUGGAGCGGCUGCUGCUCAAAACCCCCGGCCGACGCAACAGCUACAGUGACAGCACAGACGGGGACGAGGAGGUGGAGGAGGCCUUCAGCCCGAGCACCCUGGAGCACAGCAGGCAGACAUGGGAGCAGAGUGUCUACCAUAACCCCAGCAGCAACCUGGGACUGGGGCAGUACGACAGCACUGGUCAAAUGGACAGCACCAUCCACUCACCCUUCUACUCCCCCAACCUGCCAAAGUCAAGGUCCAACCUCAGCAAGAGGCAUCCUUCGUCCCCUUUCACAGCUGAUCUGGACUCACCCCCUCCUCCCAUGGUGCCCCCCCCUUCUUCCCCAAGCCCAGACCCACUACCUCCUCCGCUGCCGCUGCCCUUAAACAUCACCGUGUCUGGCAAUGGACAGGACAUGGAGGAGUUUGUACCGGAAGUUGAGCUGAAGGUCUCCCUGAUGAAGUCAGAGAAAGGCAGCUUAGGCUUCACCCUCACCAAAGGCAAUGAUCAUGGGUGUUACAUCCAUGACAUUGUCCAGGACCCGGCCAAAGGAGAUGGACGACUCAGGCCCGGGGACAGAAUGAUUUUGGUGAACAACACAGAUGUGAGUAAUAUGGGCCACACUGAAGUGGUCAAUCUUGUACGCGCUGCCCCUCGGGUGGUUGACCUGAUGGUGGGGAGGGUGCUGGAGGCUCCCAAGCCCCCCAUCGAAGCCCACUUGCUGCCUGACAUAUGCUUUAAGGGCAACCAAGAACCACUGGGUUUGGAACUGGACGGCGGCAGUGACAGUGUGUACAGAGUUUUGUUUGUGAGAGACGUCCUGCCAGGUUCGCUGGCGUCCAGGGAAGGCAGCCUGAGACCACUCGAUUUAAUCCACUACAUUAGCGGCGCGCCCACGCAGGACCUGACUCUCAGUGAGAACGCGAGACUGCUGGAGCUCUCCCUCGACAACCUCGCGCUCAAGGCCACGAGGGAUGGAAAGCCUGUUUAUCCAGGGCAGAAAAAUGUCUCUUUUCUCAACAACAACAUUAGCCCCAAGGUUUCCUCCAGCAUGAACGGGUUUCUCGUAGGGGAAGACACGAGUGAUACAGAGAGUUUCACAGCACUUUGUCCUUUAGAGGAGGAAAUCACGAGGCUGGCUCUUGAGAAGCUGCCGUCCGGAGGUCUGGGAUUCUCCGUGAUCGGAGGCGAAAGGGGGAUCUUUGUCAAAUCAAUCACACCAGGAGGAAUAGCAGAGUCCUCGGGCAAACUGCAAGUGGGCGACAGGCUGCUCAAAGUCAAUGAAGAACUGAUGACAGGUGUGUCCCACACCAAAGCUGUCACCACCAUCCGUAAAGCUAAAGGCCUCGUACAUCUGAUAGUGUCCAGACCGCCGGACCAAAACCCCAACACAUACCUCGCCUAUCUACCCAUCAACUCUGACAAGUGCAAUGAGAACACAGAUCUGAGUGAGGACAGUGGAGUGAAGACCAAGCUGUGUACUCCACACGAUCAGUUGAAAUCUGGCGGCUUCCCUGCCAUACCACCAAUAGACUAUGAAGACGAUCCACUGGACCAGAGAAGAGAGACAGAGCACAGCGCAGACUUUUCCGAGGACACAGACUGUGACGGCUCUUCUUUACCCGAAGACUCCCCCGAGAGCUCCCGAAAAGUGGAAUGGCAAGAGGAGAGCGUGGACGACCCGAGGAAUGAAAACUAUCUGCAAAUGAGCGCUGAACAGCCAGAGGAGGAUGAAAUCACAUGGGGAAGUGAUGAACUACCUAUUGAGACCAUGAACUCCACAUCAAGAGAGGACGGGCCAAUCAUCACAGAGGACGAGCUGACCUCUUUACCCCUGGUCAAGGUCGUCCCCGAUGGCCAGUUCACAGGACCAAAGCUCAACACUGUUGUUCGCAUGAUGAGGGGGCUUCUGGAGCAGAAGGUCCCGCUGCAGGAGUUUGAAAAUCUUCAAAACCUCCAGCCACUGGACGACUGUUUAAUAGGUCAGACGAAAGAGAACAAGAAGAAGAAUCGCUACAAGAAUAUCGUUCCCUUCGACACCACUCGAGUUGUGCUGGGCAAAGACGGGGGCUACAUCAACGCCAACUUCAUCAACAUGCCAGUAAAGGACGAGAGCUACAUGUACAUCGCCUGCCAGGGACCCUUGCCCACCACUCUGGGGGACUUUUGGCAAAUGGUUUGGGAGCAGAAGUCCAAUGUGAUCGCCAUGAUGACCCAAGAGGUCGAGGGCGGCAAAGUGAAGUGUCAGCGGUACUGGCCGGACACGCCGAGGACGGCGGAGAUGGUGGACGACAGGUUGCAGAUCACGCUGAUCAAAGACCAAUACCUGGACAACUUUGUCAUCCGACUCAUCGAGGUCAAAGAUGUCCUGACAAACGAAAUCCAGCGGGUCACUCACCUGAACUACAUGGGAUGGCCCGACCACGGAACGCCCUCGCAGCCCGAGCAGCUGCUCACGUUUAUUUCCUACAUGCGGCACGUUCAUCAGUCGGGGCCGAUAAUCACUCACUGCAGUGCAGGCAUUGGUCGUUCAGGGACCCUCAUCUGUAUAGACGUGGUUCUGGGUCUCAUCAGUAAAGAUGCUGAUUUUGAUAUUUCAGAUGUUGUGAGAAACAUGAGACUUCAGAGACAGGGUAUGGUCCAGACAGAGGACCAAUAUAUUUUCUGCUAUCAAGUGAUCCUCUAUGUCCUCAGAUGCCUCCAAGCAGAGGAAAACAUCUCAGGAUAGUAGACACCACAUAUUGACGUCACGUAGAGGCGGGGAGACUGUUAUCACAAAAAGCAGAACAAACAUGCAGAGUUGACACAGGCAGCAAUUGCCAAAUUUUACACUACAUGUCUUUAAGAUGCCUUAAAAUGUUCAGUUCCUUGAGAGUAAAUCCUUUAAAGAGGUCUAUAUUUUUAUGUUUGCUUUUUUGAGUUUUCUCUCUUUGGCUGCUACUCCCUUUCCAUGCAUUUAUGAGAACUGCUGAUUGUAUUUUCCUAUUGUCCCCUACAAGAGAACACUACCCCCCCCCCCCCCCCCCCCCCCUCAGAUUCUUGGAUAUUCUAAAAUAAUUAUAAAAGUGAUCAAUGAUCUCAUAUUUUAUGUGGAACAAAAUUGUACUUGUGUAUUUUGAAUCCUAUUUUAAUGCUGGAACAUGCCUUGACAGAAUACUAUGUCAGUAUUUGCUUUGUAAAUCUAUUAUACAGUAAUUGUGAGUUAAAUGAUGAAAUUAAAAGUGUACAUAUUCAUCUCCUGAAAAUUAAACUGGAUACAUUUUAAA